This is a messenger RNA of Agrilus planipennis (emerald ash borer), 1115 nucleotides long. RefSeq names its product tachykinin-like peptides receptor 86C. Gene Ontology annotation, biological process: G protein-coupled receptor signaling pathway. The transcript is spliced from 9 exons. Gene Ontology annotation, molecular function: tachykinin receptor activity. NCBI's taxonomy places the organism in Eukaryota, Metazoa, Arthropoda, Insecta, Coleoptera, Buprestidae. The coding region runs from base 252 to 1115 and encodes 287 amino acids. Gene Ontology annotation, cellular component: plasma membrane. The record is from RefSeq and is a predicted model, not a curated record.
UCCGAAAGUUUCGAACUUUACAAUUAUUCACUUUUCAAGAAUUAAAAGUUAACGAACAAAUCAAAUAUUAAAAUCAAAAGUGGAACCGGUGUUGUUUUCUGCCGCAAGUCGGAUAAGUUCAACUGAAAUAUUCAUAGUUGUGAAAAUAAUUUUCGUUGGAUUGUUUUUUGGUUACGGCAUAUAUAUGUAAAUAAAUGGGUUAAACUGGAUUUCUGCAUGGUUAAUGAUAGUAUUUCAAUGGACGACGAAGUAUGAAACUCUUGCUGAUACAAAACUUCACGGAUGACGCCUUGAACUAUUCUAUUGGAGAAAAUCAACAGAUUAUCUCCUCAAGUAACCAUGGCAGUAUAUCGACAUUCAUUACUACAACACCAUCCUCUAUGAAUUUGGACGAUAUGGAGACAAUGCCUUGGUGGGUGGAAACAUUAUGGACAUUGGUCUUUUCCCUAAUGAUAUCAAUUGCUAUCGGUGGUAACUGUUUGGUUAUAUGGAUUGUAACUGCGCACAGAAGAAUGAGAUCUGUUACAAACUACUUUCUGGUGAACUUGAGCGUUGCCGAUCUAAUGUUGUCCACCCUUAACUGUUCGUUCAACUUUAUAUACAUGCUAAGAGGCCAUUGGGCAUUCGGCCCAUGGUACUGCACCAUAAAUAACUUUAUGGCAAAUGUAACGGUGUCAGCGAGUGUAUUCACGCUUACUGGGAUAUCUUGCGAUAGAUAUUUGGCAAUUGUUCAUCCGCUUCGGCAUAAAAUGUCUAAAACAUCAUCAUUAAUAACGAUUGGUUUCGUAUGGUGUGCUAGUAUGGCGCUCGCAUUUCCAUGCCUACUUUAUUCAUCGACCAUAACGUAUAGUGUUCGACAAAAAGAAAUUAUUGCUUGUAUAUUGGAAUGGCCUGAUGGACAGCCCAAUGAAUCAGACAUGGAUUUCGCGUUCAGGCAAUACUUCAAAACAGCGAUAUGCAGUUGGAAAUACAUUCUGAAAAGAAACACGUUCAGAAGUGGCUCGGACUCGCCACCAUUCAUAGGAAAAAACGAAGUUUACCUAUUCAGAGCCGGUACCAGCGAGCGUGGUAGUUCUCGAAGAAAAAGAAGAAGNUUGUGGUUCAACAUCAUAUGA